Molecule: messenger RNA, 3111 nt
Organism: Ziziphus jujuba (common jujube)
Lineage: Eukaryota; Viridiplantae; Streptophyta; Magnoliopsida; Rosales; Rhamnaceae
Product: DDT domain-containing protein DDR4
Exons: 12
Coding region: 453-2699 (748 amino acids)
Biological process (GO): regulation of DNA-templated transcription
Cellular component (GO): RSF complex
Source: RefSeq, a predicted model, not a curated record
UCAAAAAAGAAAGAAAAUAAAAAAGAGUAAUUUUCUCUCUUCCUCUUUUCUCUCUACUCUCUCCACCCUCCUUCCUCUUGCCUUGUGUUUUUCCUCUUUCUCUUUCUGAUUUUCCCCAAAACGGAAACGCAGUCACAUAAGCAAGAAAAAGAAAAACCUCCAUAGAAGUCACAUAAAAUAUAUAUUUGUAUGUGAAUGGUGGUUUGGACCUUUGGUCCUCCUCCAUAACCUUUGUAAAUUUUCUUUUUUUCCUAUUUAUAUAUUUCUUUUGGUAGAAAAAAAUAAUUAAUUAAAAAAAUAAAUACAAGGCAACCCCUUUUCUUCUUCUUAUUCUGUCUUCAUCAUCUUCUAUGUUAUACUUGAAUCCCUCUUCCAAUGCAAAACCAUGGUGAUCCUCUACAUGUAAUCCCACCCUAGACUUUCCCUAAACCCUCAUCGAUCUCUGACAAAUCAUGUCCCUUGAAUCUACUCCUCCUCCGAUCCCUUCAGACCGAUCUUCCCCUGAACAACCCGUCGCUCAGAACGACACCACGAACCAUGAAAACGACAACCCACCUCCUCAAAACGACAACCCAACCACGGCGACUCCAGCCCUUCCUCCAUUAUCGAGGAGCAACCGCCCCUCCCGGGCCUGCACCAUUCGGGCCGCUGAGAGGCUCUAUGCGGCCAAAGCCCAGUCUGCGAGCGAGCAGAGGAAGGCAAAGGCUGCGAAGAAGGAGAAGCAGAACAAUAGCAACAACGAUAAGCAACAGCAAGAGCAGCAAAACGACGAGUCGCCGCAGCAAUGCGGCAGUAGUAAGAUCGUGACGCCGUUGGUGGGUCCGCCUCCGCCUUCGCAAUUGCCGAGGUGGAGUCUCCGGUCGAUGUGGGAAUUGGCUUCCGUACUCAAUUUCUUGCACGUUUUUAGGCCGCUUUUGAAUAUUUCAGUGGAAUUCUCUGCUGAAGAGUUCGAGACUGCUUUGAUUACACCCAAUGACACUUUGAGUGACAUACACAUCCCUUUGCUAAAGGCUAUUCCUCCUGUUACACGAAUGGCACUUACACGUGAUACUUGGGUUACUGUUUUAUGCAGAAAGUUGAGAGACUGGUGGCAUUGGGUUGCAGAUGGGGAUCUACCCAUUGUUGCUUCACAUGGGUUGGAGAUUGAUGUAUAUAAAACACUUGAUCCUGGUAUUCGUGUGGUCAUAUUGAAAGCUCUUUGUGACAUUCGUGUAGAGCAAGAGGAUGUCCGCAACUAUAUUGACAACUCACUUAAACAUGGUGUUCAACUUUCAGCAUUUCGUAAAGAACGUGUUGGGGGUGACUCAUCUGGAAUAUCUUACUGGUAUGAAGAUGAUCCAAUAAUUGGUCACCGAUUGCAUCGGGAGAUAAGGAAAGUUGAGGUGAAGAAAGCAAAAACAAAGGGUUCUCAGGUCCUUCCUAGUACAACAUACCUGUGGGAAACAGUCGCAACCAAUUUUGAUGAAUUUCAAGAUGUUUCUGAGAAACUUUUCUCAAGUAAAAAUAGAACAGAGGCUUCUUUGGGGAAAAAGUUGAAAAAUGACAUGCUUCCAGAGAUUGAGAAGGUUCACAAGAGGAAAGAGAGGCUGCUGAAGAAACAACACAGACAAGCUCUCCUUCUUGAUAAUUUCUUAAGUGUGGAUGGACUUGGUCCAGGGCGCUCCCUUCGUGACAGGAAACCUGUCACCUAUACAUUCGAUGAUUAUGAUCGAUCCAUCAAUGAGGCAAUCAAGAUAACCAAGUAUGAAAACCAUCGCCUACUUAUGCAUCCUCAACGGAAACAGCCAUCCCCAGAUCCUUUACAGAGAAGAGAUGGAGUCGUGAAACCUGAAGCUUCUACUAAUGGUAAAUGGAGUGGCCCUUCGCAUGCCACUCAACACGUCAACUUUAGUGCGCUGUCUCCCAAAUCACCCGAUUAUGAUUAUGCUGAUGACUAUAAUAAAGACCAAUUCGACAGAAGCAAUCGGCGAAGACAGCGGCCUCAAAGGUAUUCUGAGAAAGAGUUUGUUGAAGCAGUUUCAGAUAAUGAAGCAGACUUUGACAGUGAUGAUGAUAUAGUUGGAGAAGCUAUAUAUGAUGAGGAAUAUUUGAGAAAACGUAAACAGAGGAGGAAAUUUUCUAGUAGCUCUGAAGGAGAUGAGGAGUACCAUUGGGAUGAUGAAAAUGCCGAAGAGGAGGAAGAAGAGGAGGAAGAAGAGUCCUUGAGUAUCAGUGAAGACAGUGAUGAACCUCAAAAAUUCAAGAAAUUGCCGGGUCGCACUAGGAGAGAAACUAAAUUGAGGUCGGUUGAUGAGCUCCAGUCAGGUCUAAGACGUAGUAAGAGAGCCACGAGAAACCGCAUCAAUUACCGACAGUAUGAGCUAUCGGAAUCAGAACCAGAGUCUAUGAAACCUGGAAAAUCAAAUGCAUCAGAUGAACACUCAGAUCCAAGCGAGAACGGGGAGUAUUCAAUGGAAAGUCAGGCAUCUGAUGGCAAUGAUGAUGACCAAGAAACAAAAGAGGCUCAGCCUGUUGAAGUGUACCCUGAGACAGUAGAGAAAGAGCAAGAUCCACCACCUGAGAAAUCAAACAGCCCAGGCCGAGAAGAAGUUGAGGGCAUACGAAAAAGACGUUUUCUUGACUUAAACGAGGCUGCCCCUGCAGGUUUCGAUGAUGGUCCAAACGCAAUAAUGAAGGAUGAAGAUACGGAUGAUUUCUGAAGCUUCCCACUCUGCUUCAUAAAAGGUAGGGAUGUUUUUGCAGAGAAGCCAAAGUGUACGAUAGUUAAAAAUUUUAUAAAUUUUGUGAUUAGUCCACGGAGGAAGUUACCAUCAGAGUUCUUCCAUGGCAUAAUUUAAGCAACUACCUUGGUUUAUGAUAUACAACCAGGGAGCAACAUGAUGCGGAGAGUUAUGUAGAUUAGGUAGUCAUUUUUUAGUAUGUCCAAGAUUCAAAAGAAAAACUUAAAAAAAAAAAAAAAAGAAAAAAAAAAUAGAGGGGAGAAACUAAGAAGAUGAAUGAGAAUUUGUUGGGAGUUCUUUAGUUCAUCCAAUCAAUGUACAAUAACCUUUCAACUAAUAUGUAACUGAAAAAUUGGGCUUUAGAUGUUGAGGCCUCUGUAGUAUUAUUAUC